Myodes glareolus (Bank vole) is the source of this 3797-nucleotide messenger RNA. NCBI's taxonomy places the organism in Eukaryota, Metazoa, Chordata, Mammalia, Rodentia, Cricetidae. The record is from RefSeq and is a predicted model, not a curated record.
AUGGAGGGGUCAAUGAAGUUAGAAAAGUAUCAAGAAAAAUCAGUGCUUUGCUCCCCCGCCAAGGAGUCAGGGGACCUGGCCCGCUGGCCGCCUGUGACCAGGGACCCUGGGUUGGCUUUGGUCUCCUUGUUAUCAGGCAACAUUUCUCUGUUGAAGCUGUUUGGGGUCACAUCUACCUCCUCUGCCAUUUUUGGCCUAGAAACAGAUAUUGACGACAGGUAUGGAGAUCUCGACGCCAGAGGGGAUUCUGAUGUUCCUGAGAUCCCACCAUCCUCAGACAGGACCCCCGAGAUCCUCAAGAAAGCCCUGUCUGGACUGUCUUCAAGAUGGAAGAACUGGUGGAUCCGAGGCAUCCUCACUCUGACCAUGAUCUCCUUGUUUUUCCUGAUCAUCUAUAUGGGGUCCUUCAUGCUGAUGCUCCUGGUUCUGGGCAUCCAAGUGAAAUGCUUCCACGAGAUCAUCACCAUUGGGUACAGAGUCUAUCACUCCUAUGACCUCCCGUGGUUCAGAACCCUGAGUUGGUACUUUCUCCUGUGUGUGAACUACUUCUUCUAUGGAGAGACGGUGGCAGAUUACUUUGCUACGUUUGUUCAGAGGGAGGAGCAGCUACAGUUCCUCAUUCGCUACCACAGGUUUAUAUCCUUCGCCCUCUACCUGGCAGGUUUCUGCAUGUUCGUGCUGAGCUUGGUGAAGAAACACUACCGCCUGCAGUUUUACAUGUUCGCAUGGACCCAUGUCACUUUACUGAUAACCGUUACUCAGUCACAUCUUGUCAUCCAAAAUCUGUUUGAAGGCAUGAUAUGGUUCCUUGUUCCAAUAUCAAGCGUCAUCUGCAACGACAUCACUGCUUACCUUUUCGGAUUCUUUUUUGGAAGAACUCCCUUAAUUAAGCUGUCUCCUAAGAAGACCUGGGAAGGGUUCAUUGGCGGUUUCUUCUCCACCGUCAUAUUUGGAUUCAUUGCUGCCUAUGUGCUGUCCAAACACCAGUACUUUGUGUGCCCAGUGGAAUACCGAAGCGAUGUCAACUCUUUCGUGACAGAAUGCGAGCCCUCAGAACUGUUCCGGCUCCAGAGUUACUCCCUCCCUCCGUUCCUAAGGGCAGUGUUGAGACGGGACACGGUGAGCAUGUAUCCCUUCCAGAUCCAUAGCAUUGCGUUGUCAACGUUCGCAUCGCUGAUUGGCCCAUUUGGAGGCUUCUUCGCCAGUGGAUUCAAAAGAGCUUUUAAGAUCAAGGAUUUUGCAAACACCAUUCCUGGACAUGGCGGGAUAAUGGACAGGUUUGAUUGUCAGUAUCUGAUGGCGACGUUUGUGCACGUGUACAUCACAAGCUUUAUAAGGGGUCCGAAUCCCAGUAAAGUCCUGCAGCAGCUGUUGGUGCUCCAGCCAGAGCAGCAGUUAAACAUCUACAGAACCUUGAAGACACAUCUCAUCGAGAAAGGAAUCCUGCAGCCCACCUUGAAGGCGUAGCUGCCCUGAGAGGAUGGACUGCCAAGGAGGAGCCCUCAGAACAGCUCUGAAGUCUUGCGCUGAGCCGGCAUGGAGCUGAAGAGGCGACGGUUGCAGGUUUUGCAGAUAUGAAUGUCUUUCUCUGAAAUUACUGUGAAUAUUUAACAAACUCGUGAUCUAACUGAUGAGUGCAUAGCAAGUACCCGCCCGUGAGAGAUCCGCCCUUUUCUAAGAUGUUUUCCCAUGUUAACUUCUCUGCCCUCACAUGCUGGAUUCUGCAGUUUAGGAGACUUGUGUUUUAAAGAUUCAAACACUGUAAGUUGAGCUCCUCUGAGGUUGUGCCUGGCAGUCAGCUCUUAUGCACAAACAUUGUUGGGAAAUGCCUCUCUGUAGCCUCAAGGCUUGCUGCAGGCAUCGUGGGGAGCCAGGUCCUGGGGCUCCCUCCUCUGAGAGACUCAAGUAUUUCUGAAGGGCUGAGUUAGAUUAAAAAAGAAAGAAAAAGAAUGAUUGUUCACUUUUUUUUCUGUUUUCUUUUCCUCCUUUUUGUUGUUUAUUCAUGGUACCGGGGAUGGAACCCAGGGUCUUGCACCCACCAGGCAGGCGUUCCACUCCUGGGCUCCGUCUGGGAGACUGCCUAAUUGUCAGAGAGGUAACAGUCUGCUGAGUGGAAACGUCCUGAUUUUAAGUAGUUUCAGAAUUCGGAGGCUAGAGGCUGAAACCUGUGCCUCUUUUGAUUUGUCCAAAAGCAGGUGUGAGCAUCCACUUCUGACUAAACUCUUUAAAACCAGAGCCAGCUUCCCAAGAGACCCAGAAGUGGCGCCUCAAAAGCUGCGGAAAGUCAUCCGGUGGCUUGGUGGUAACCUGUGGAUCUUAGUUCCCUGUGAACUGAUUCCCUGAGUCCCAUGGGGGUUGGGGCUGGGGCGGAGCCCUGGCUGGUGCCGAGGUGAGGGGCUGCCUCCUGCUCUCUGUGCACCUCACCUGGGAAGAAGACCCAGGCCCCUGCCAACUCCCUGCUGGCAACUGUUCUUCCCAUCAUGUCGUAAAAUCCAAGCAGAAAUUGUAGCCAUUAAGAAGAAAAGCACAUGAAUGCCAUGCCUCCCUGGGGUGGGCCGGACAUUGUCACCAGACUGGAGGACACCUAAGGCCCUGGACAUAGCUCCUGUACGCACUCUACAGCCAUCUUAACAUUGCGCGUUGUUGGCCACCCUCAGCCAACGCCUAGUUCUCCACCUCAGUGUUCAGGGGGAGAAAUAGAUACAUUGUAAAGGAUAUUUUGGUAAUGAAAAGAGUAAAUAUUUUGUUUAAAUUAGAAAUGAAUUUCAGUGAUCACACAUUCCCUUCCUGCUGUAGAUGUGCCUGUGUUCUGAGGCUGCGCCUCCAGCCACCGUGUGUGCUCUCCUCACAUGGUGUGUGUGCCGAGCCUAGCAGAUGUGGCCCUCAGCCCUGAGAAUGCCAUCACUGUUGGGUCUGGUCUCUACUAGGUGACUUGCGACCUGGGACUGCACCAGGCCUCCAUUGCGUCCUGCCUCUGCCUCGUGACGGCGCUGCCACGGCCGAUGGCUUUUCAGUCGGGCCACCUGUGAAGUGAGUUCUGUUGUCCCCCUUCCCACUCCAGAGAAACAGCAAAAAUCCUUGUGAUAGGAAGAUGCACUGAGCGGCUUCAGGACGACGUUGAUUCCCCUCGCCCAUCACGGUCCUGUGGCAUUGGUGAGGUGUUAUAAGACAGAAUUAGGGAAGCAUUGCUUACUCAUAGGUAUUAAAAGUCAAUAUUCUCCUAAACAGAGGAUGGAAUUAGGACCAUUGGGGUUACAGUAAAAGCUUUUCUCAAUAGACUUUUAGAUUGUAUACAUUUUGCCAUGUAAAAAGUAGGUUCCCAAUUUUAAGAAAGCUCUGAAGAUUGACAUUUCUAGUAUACUUUUAUAGCAUGUAUAUUAAAAUGGACUAUAUUUUAGCAAUCACCGGCAGAGCCGGACUCCAGUCAGCGUUCUAUUUGCACCAGAAGAGGCUUCAGCUACUGCAGAAUGUGGUGGACAGAUGAGAGCUGGGGACGCCUUCCACAGUGAUGCGAACCUGCUGUGUGGUACCCGCUGCUGUCCUCUUCCACCGUGGGUGGUGCACACUCGGUCUCUGAGAUUAAAGACCGCCCCCUUUCUCUUAGCCUUCUCUCCUCACUCGCACUUUGGUUGGACGCAGGUAAUGCCGCCUCCUUCAGUGAAGAGGAAAUGGUAGCAACACUGUAUAUAAACUGUAUAUGGGUGAAAGUUUAUGAUAUGUGUCAAUCAGUUCUCUGAAUCUUUUUACUGAAACUGAGAUAGAAAAACAAUAAUAAUAAAAAUUCGAUGGUAUUUUGA